This is a messenger RNA of Closterium sp. NIES-65, 5805 nucleotides long. Lineage: Eukaryota; Viridiplantae; Streptophyta; Zygnematophyceae; Desmidiales; Closteriaceae. The record is from the annotation of a GenBank genome assembly.
AUGGCUCCGCUCACCCGCGCCACCGCGCUGCCUGCACAGCGACCCGCCGCAUCACAUACGGACAAUUCCGCCGCCAACCUCGAGGCGGAGCCCAGCGCCAUGCGCACUGUCCCCCGAUUCCUUCGGCUCGCAGCCGUCUCCGCGCGCCCCUCCGCCUCCACGCCCGCAGGGGGCCCGUUGCGGCUGGUGCUGCCCGCGGGAAUUGGACGAGCACCGGGCGCCAGCCGGGCACAGAAGCAGGAGGGGGAGCGGCAAGCGGAGCAACCGCGCGAGGAGGCAAUCAGGGGAGCAUCCCCCGCCAGCAGCGCGCGCCCGCUGCUCUCCGCCAAUCUGGGGGCGCAUGGCGCGGCUUCCAGGGGAACCAAGGCGCGGGCAAGGGCGGCGGAUGUGGAUACGGGGGCAGAGAAUGCGCGGGGUCGUGGGGGAGCCGGCAAGGAAGGGGAGGCGGACAGCCGUGACGGAUCGGGGGAGCAGGGGGGCGAGGAUGGGGAGGAGGACGGGGAGAAGGAGCAGAGGAGGCGGAGUGGCGGAGGGCGGGGGGGAGCAGCGGCGGUGAACAGGGGGGCGUGGACGGCGGAGGAGGACGAGCGGCUGGCGGCGCUGGUGGCGGUGCACGGGGCGAAGAACUGGAGCGCCAUCGCUGCUGGCAUCCCUGGCCGGCCUGGGAAGAGCUGUAGACUCAGGCGAGGCCAGUUCACGGUGGAGGAGGAUGCGCGCAUCAUCACAGCACAUGUCCCUCCCUCCUUCUCCCUCCCUCCUUCUCCCUCCUUCCUUCUCCCUCCUUCCUUCUCCCUCCCUCCUUCUCCCUCCCUCCUUCUCCCUCCUCCUUCUCCCUCCCUCCUUCUCCCUCCCUCCUUCUCCCUCCCAUGUCCCCCCCUUGGCAGGUGGUGCAACCAGCUGGACCCGGCAUUGAGGAGGGGCCAGUUCACAGUGGAGGAGGAUGCGCGCAUCAUCACAGCACAUGCCAUCCACGGCAACAAGUGGGCCCUCAUCGCCAAGAACCUUCCCGGACGCACGGACAACGCCAUAAAGAACUAUUGGAACUCCGCCAUGCGCCGCAAGUACCCUCUCCUGCGCGGCCUCCUCUCCGCGCCCGCUCCUGGGCCCCCACAACACUCCGCCUUCCCCCUCCCACCCUUCCCCGGGGCGCCUGAUGGGCAGCAGCAGGGCGAGGGGGAGAGCGCGUACGAGCGCGCAGUGCGGUUUGUGGGGGCCGUUGCAGGCGAGAGGCGUGGCGGCGCUGGUGGAGGAGGUGGAGCGCGUGCGGGAGGAGGAGGGCGUGGGGCGCAUCCGCAAGAUCCUGGAAGGUUCGCCCCUGGGGAUGCGGCGCUGGCUGCAGGCUGUGGAGAGGGAGUGGCGCGAGAGAGAGGCGCGCGGGCGAGGGGUGGAGUGCAUGGGUGGAGGCGAAGGGGAGGACGUGGGAGGGGAAGGAGAGGACGGGGGGCGAGGGAGACGAUGAGGGCGGAAGGAAUAGGCGAGGGAGAGGAGAAUGAGGAUUGGGGGGAUGGGGAACAGAUGGCGCAGGGAGCAGGGGAGCGGGAGCAGGCGGGCGGGGUAGGAGGGGUGGUGAUGGGGGGAAAGGGCAGCGAAAACAAUGGAGGGCUGGGAGCCAAUGAUCAGGUGGUGGAGGAGGAGAGGGAGGGGACGGAAAGGGGCAGGGCGGAGGAGAGAGUUGAGGAGGGGCGAGUGGUGGCAAGAGGAGAAGCGGCGAUGGGAGAGGCGGGGAACGAGAGUGGGGCUGGGCGUGGAGCAGACAAGAACCAGGAGGCAGUGCAGCAGGCAGGACAUGGUGGGGCGAGGGCAGGGGUUGCACCAGGGGAGUGCAGGGCGAGUGAGGCGAGAGAGGGGGGAAGAGGAGUGAAGCAGGAAUUGGAUGAGGGGGUGAAUGACGUGGAAGUGGUGGGAGGAAUGGAAGAGGAGGGUGAGUGGUGUGCGCCUGAGCCACACACCUCCACAGCAUGUGCUCUCCCUCCGCCCCUGCCACACUGUGACGUGCUGCCUGUUGCCAGCCACACCAGUGCCAGCAUCAGCCAUGCGACGAGCGGGGGUGGUGGCAGUGACAGCAGGCAUGCUAGGGGACCAUACCUGUGGAGGCGUCUGUUAGGGCUCGGUACCCUCGCCUGCCACGUUGAUCGCCGCCUUCGCUUCCGAGCCUCACCCACUGCUGUGCCUGCACCUGCUGCUGCUUUGGCACCACUGCUGCCGCCUUCCACCCUUCCCACCACCCCUACUGUUGCCACCUCCCCCCUCCCUCCCUCACACACCUCCCAAGGCACCACCCAGCAGCCACACACACCGUCACCAUCACCAUCCUCCCCACCACUCACUCCCUCUUGCCCUCCCUCCCUCACUCACCCCCACCACCACCGCUCUCUCGCCCCUCCGCAUCUCUCCUCACGCUUUUCAUUCGCCAUUCUCCUGCCGGGCCUCUCCCACUCCUCUCUCCUCCCUGCUACCCACACUCCCUCCCUUCUCCAGCCCUCUCAACCACACAGUCCGCCAAUGCCCCUUACUUCCCAGGUAGGGGCAGGCCGGGUAGCUGAGAAAUAUGGUGGCGGUGGCACGAGGGGCGUUGGUGGAGGGGGUGGGAGCAUGAGGGGAGUGGGUAUGGGGGCGUUUCAGCUGGGGAAGGCGUUUACUGCAGUGCAGGUGACAGGGGGCGAUGAGAGGAUCCGCAGGCACAGGGGAUGUGAGGGCGAGGAGGGGCGUGGGGGUGAUGAGGGGUGUGAGAUGGCCGUGAGAGUAGGGGAGAGGCGAGGACAAGAGCGGGAAAAGGAAGGGGGUUGCGGAGGGGAUGGAAUGGAGCGGCGUCGGCAUGUGGGGGUGGCGCAUCUGCUGCUGGAGGAGCUGCAGCGGCGGCACGGAGUGGAAACACGGGCAGAUAAGGAAGCGGUGGAGGAGCGGCGAGGGGAGUCAGGGAACGUGAACGGGGAGUUUGGUGAGAGGUCACAGGCGGGAGAGCUGGUGGGGGAUGCAGGAUGUUGCAGGGGUGAGCGGUGCUGCUCGGUGAGCAGUGGUGGUGAGGGUGCAGCAGAGGGCAUGGCGUGCCGGCAUCUGCUAGAUGCCAUGCUGACUAGCGCGGGGAGCGCGUUCGCGGAGCGAGCGGGCCGAUACUGCGCGGUCGCGUGGCGCGUGGCGGGGGCGGCAGCGCGGUUGGCGGCGGCGGCGGGCUUGUGGGCGGCGGUUGCGGCGGCGGCGUUCGUGAUCCGCGGGUGCGCGUCGCUGGUGCCGCCGUCGCUGGGGUCGGCGGUGCUGCCGCUGGUGGGCGCGCUGGUGGGCAUGGGUCGCACCCUCGGCUGGCUCGUGCUCCUGCCCUCCCUCGUACGCUCCCCCCCCGCCCGCCCCCUCGCCCGCCCCCUCGCCCGCCCCCUCGCCCGCCCCCUCGCCCGCCCCCUCUCCCACCCCCUUCCAUCCACCCCAUGCCUCACACAUCCCCUCCUUGUGGUGCUGGUGCUGCUGUCGUUCUUCCUGCCGCUGCUGCUCACACUCGCGCUGCUGGUGCUGCUGGCGCUCUUCACAGCGCUGCGCGCCAAGCUGCUGCUCUUCGCCCUCGCCACCGCCCUCACAGCAGGUCAGCCCCGCCCCAUUCAAAGCAGGGAGGAUUGUUCAAACACUAACUGUUCCCCUUUCUUGCCCACACACACGGACAGGCUCGCCUCCCCUUGCUCCCCUUCUCGUGCUCACCUGCUCCUCCAACUCCCCAACGCCAACCCCUCCCACCUGUGCUCUCUUCCCCCUGUUCUCCCGCGUGCUCCCGCACCCACCCCCCUGCAUCCACCAGGGAUAGUGGCAGCGAGCGGGUCUCCUCGAGCAGCACUGCUGCUGCUGGUGGCAUCGACGGUGUACCAUGUGGUGGUGCGCGCGGGGCUCACCACGCUGUGCCUCACGCUGCUCGCCUCCUUCCUCGCCGCCGACCUGCUGCUCCUCCUCGCCUCCUCCCUCCACGACGACCCCGCCCAACCCGACUCAACCCCUCCGAACCAGUCCCAAGCAAGCGCGGCUGGGGGGGAGAAGUCAGGAGGGGUGGGGGGAGCGGCAGGGGAGGGGGAAGCGGGGUUGGCAGGGGGAGAGGGGGGCAGGGGAGAGGCGAGUGGGGGCGGGGAGAUAGAGCGCAUAGUGCGGUGCGGCAACCACUACGAGGUGCUUCGCCUGGCGCCCUUCUGUGCGGCUGUGGAUGAGGGCGCCCUCAAGAAGGAAUACCGCCGCAUGGCAAUGCUAGUGCAUCCGGACAAGCAUGGGGAGGACGAGAAGAAUGCCAUAGUGGCGUUUCAACGCCUGCAGAGCGCAUACGAGGUGCUAUCAGACGAGGGGAGGCGGCGAGAGUACGAGGGCGAGCUGAGGCGCGAGCAGCUCGUGGAGCUCAUCACACGCAGGGCUGCACACAUGUGGCAGGUCCGUGCUGACGUGGCAGGUCCGUGCUCACGUGGCUGGCAGGUCCGUGCUGACGUGGCAGACGAGCAGCACAACAACUGGCAGGGCGGCAGCAGGGGGCAUGGGCGGGGCAGGAGGAAAAGGUGGAGGGGGGAUGGGGCAGGCAGGGGGGACAGCAGGGGGCGAGGAGGAGGAGGGGGGGGCGGCCAGUGGCUUGCACUGAGUGUGGGAUGGCGCAUGUGUGGCGCCCCGUCUCCCGCCCCUGCAGCCAAGCCCGCUGGUGCCAGGUGGGGUGCGAUGGGGUGCAUGGGGUACACUGGGGUGGAGUGGGAUGCAGUGGCAGGAGUGUCAGAGGCACCACCCAUGCAAGGAGGGGGAUGGCUGGGUGGAGCAACUUCCCCAGCCUGCCUUGUUUGGCAUGCUAUCUGUUGUGAGUGCACAUGCUGCCACACACUCUGCACUCACCAGCCGGCACAGCACUGCCACUGUCACAGCACUGCCACUGUCACAGCACUGCCACUCUCACAGCACUGCCACUCUCACAGCACUGCCACUCUCACAGCACUGCCACUCUCACAGCACUGCCACUCUCACAGCACUGCCACUCUCACAGCACUGCCACUCUCACAGCACUGCCACUCUCACAGCACUGCCACUCUCACAGCACUGCCACUCUCACAGCACUGCCACUCUCACAGCACUGCCACUCUCACAGCACUGCCACUCUUACGCCAUGCUUCUUCACUCACCUCCCCUCGUGUCACAAUGUCGCCAUCGCUUCCCCUGCCCCAUACCCCCCUUCCGUGCGAGCAGAAGGGCCCACAGCACUUCUACACGUGUACGGACGGGCAGGUCUACCACAUCACUGACUGGGCGCGCUGCCAGGUGGGUUGCGGUGCUGCCAGGUGGGUUGCGGUGCUGCCAGGUGGGUUGCGGUGCUGCCAGGUGGGUUGCUCUGCCAGCCCCCUCAGCCUCUCAGCAGCCAAUGGUUUGGGAGUGAGUGAUGUGUUUAUCAAACAUAUAUGUGAUUCUCCUGUGUGCCCCGUGCGCCCUUGCUGCUGGCAGGGCAUGCAGUGCCCGCCCAACACGCACAAGCCCUCCUUCCACUUCAAGCUCUCCACUCACCCACCCUCGCCGCCUGCAUCCUCCGCCUCGCCCAGGAGCCAGCGCCAGAGGGGCAGAGGGGGCAGGGGCAGCGCCCGGGGCAGGGAAGAGCGCGAGGAGGGGUGGGCAGCAGGCAUGGCAGGGGGCAGCAGCGGCGGCGGAGUGCGUGUGGAGCUUAGUGAGGAAGAGAUGGUGACCCUCCUCGCCCGUGCUGUGAGCACUGGCGCCUUGAGCCCCACCCAGCUCUCAGAUGCCCUCAGAACAGCAUCCCAAUGUAGUGACAAGGGCCCACCCCCUCGGCGGAAAGGCAGGCGGCAGAAACCUCACUAA